Messenger RNA from Lagopus muta (rock ptarmigan), 2400 nucleotides. RefSeq names its product endothelin 3 (gene EDN3). The coding region runs from base 455 to 976 and encodes 173 amino acids. The record is from RefSeq and is a predicted model, not a curated record. Lineage: Eukaryota; Metazoa; Chordata; Aves; Galliformes; Phasianidae. Gene Ontology annotation, molecular function: hormone activity; endothelin B receptor binding. The transcript is spliced from 5 exons. Gene Ontology annotation, cellular component: extracellular region. Gene Ontology annotation, biological process: regulation of vasoconstriction; intracellular calcium ion homeostasis; vein smooth muscle contraction.
GUUGCCGAUAAAGCAGGCUGCGCCGCGCGCUGCUACCGCCUGCGCCUCACCUGCACGGACGGGCCGGGGGCGGGCAGUGCCAGCAGAGCCCGCCCCGGGGCCGCAGCUGUCCGCUGGCGGGAGGCGGCUGCAGCUGGGAAACAGCAGCUCCGGUUUCUGAGAUCGGAUUUGGGGGUGGGGUGGGAGGUGUGUGUGUGUGAGAAAAGCCGAGCGAUGGAGCUUCCCUUCUUUUGACAACGCUCUCCCCUUCAGGACUAAGCCUGCACUGGAAGUAAAAGAACUACGUGGGAGAACAGCCGAUCUCACCUCCGCGUGGGAAGCGGCUGCGGAGCAGCGUGUGCCGACAGCCCGAGGAUAUCGCUGCCUGCACGCCGCUGCGAGCCCGUCCGGAACGGCUCCGCCGCCUCUGUGCUUCACCGUUGCCUGCAGUCAACUAACGUGCAAUUUGGGUUUAAUGGAGCUGGGCUUAUUGUUCCUCUUUGGACUUACAAUUACAUCGACUGCAGGGUCCUCGCCGCCCCGACCCCGCUCCCUGCCGGCGGGCGGAGAUCCGCGCUCGGCGGCGCUGGGGCAGAAGCAGCGGGAGGAGAGCGGAGCGGCGGCGGUGCCGGGCGGCGGCAGGACCAAGGCGGACGGCGGGGUGCUGAGGCGCCGAGCACGGCGCUGCACUUGUUACACCUACAAAGACAAGGAGUGCGUCUACUACUGCCACCUCGACAUCAUCUGGAUCAACACCCCCGAGAGGACUGUGCCAUAUGGGCUCUCCAACUAUAGAGGCAGCUUUAGAGGCAAAAGAUCUACAGGCCAGAAUCAAAGUAUUUCCCAGCCUUCAUUCCGGUGCUCUUGUUUGGAUAUUUAUGACAAACAGUGUAUGCAGUUUUGCAGAAGAAUGCAAGACAGAAGAAGAAAUCACGGAUCAGUGAAAACAACAGAGAAGGACCAGUGCAGGGAAGAGGAGCACGCGUUCGUUCAGUAGCAGAGCUUGGAGGAUUCUGAACAGCCAGCUUUAACAUUUGCUUGCUGAAGCUCAGAAGCAACAGCUUGAGCUACAACUCUCCCUUGAGAUGGACAAAAUUGAUGCUUCAGUCUGAUGCCAGCGGAGACUUCAGCAGUAUGCAACACUUUCAUUUCAUCAGUGCCAUUCUGAGGGCACGUGAACCUGUAUGAAGAAGCUCCCUCCAUGCUCCCCUCCUGAGAACCUCAGUAAAGGAUCUGUGUCACCUAACCUGGCAGGGAACGGAUCAUCACUGGAGAAAAAUUCAAAGGCAGAUCCAAACUCCAGCGAGUUUCAGGAAACGUUUUUCUACCUGGUUUAAAAAGUACGAUAGAAACAUCCUGUUUCACUUUACUGCUUGCUACAUGUCUGAAGAAUCCAUCCAGUGUUGUGUGGGCAACAGUAAUUGGACAAGGUGAUGAGUUAGAGGUUGCCUGUAUGUGGGUGCUCAAUAAGAAUAAACAGAUACAAAAUGUUUCCUUUGUUAAUGUAUGCAAGCCUGAAUCAUCAUAUUGUAACUCUGUGGCAGAUGUUUAAAUAACAUUAUCUAUGCAGAAUAAAUAUGAACAUCUAAUAUAAACAUUACUAUAAACUAUAGCAAGUUAAGAGUAUACGUUGAGUAUUCAAUAGAUUACCAAAUUUAUGCACAAAUUAUUCCUGCACUACGAAGUUCCAUUCAAAGACAUUUACAGUGAUUAUUUAGGGACGUGCUGUAAUUGAUGAGCAGAACUCCAAUAAUUAAUCCCAAAGAAUUUCCUAGAGAUGAAAGGGCAGGACUGUGGAACUUCAAAUGAAACUUCACACACAAGAGUUUACUGUACUGGACCACAUACUAUCCAAAGCACUACGUACAUUAUCAUCCAUAGUUCAUACAUUCAUCUUUGCUAGUACUUUAAAUCACAUUGUUAUCUCUUCACUGAACAACUUGGAAACUUGGCAAUAAGAUUAUUAUAUCCACCCCUGGACACUUCUCAAUGGAAAUGAUUUCUUCAGAAAUUAUGGAAUUCUUAUUUUUUUAUUUUUAUAGGAGGAUGCAAGAGUGAGUAAGCUAAAAAAAGCCUUGUUCAGUAAUAUAAUUUAAAAAGAGAGAGGAAACCCCCCUGCUUGUGACAUUAGAGAUGUUUGGGGCUUUUUUGUUUGACUGAACUUCAUGCAGACUUUCCCCAAGGUGCAUAAGUUAAACUGCAACCAGAUUACAUUAAAUUAUAUUUUAUCAGAAGAUGGAGACUAAAACAAGAACUGCAAAAUAAAAGGAACUUAAUGGUAAAAAAAAUAAAAUAAAUGGUUAUAUGGACUUAAAACAGUGGUAAUAGGUUUUGUUUGAACAAAGAAAGGGAGGUCUUUGCCAAAAUAUAUGAUAUAUUUUAUAUAUAUGUGGAUAUAUUUCAUAAAUAAAUUAUUAUAGU